AUGACAGAGCCAGAAAACGUCACUCUAAGGUUCGACUCCAAUGUCUACGGCACUGCCGAAGACCCCUUCAUGCAAGAUGAAGAAAAGAUCCCCAUUGCCGAGUUGAUCCCCAGGAUAUUACUAGAAAGACAGUCUUUCCUCAACAUCACUGAAGAACAGCUAGAGGAGGAGAUUGUCAAUAAGAAUGGCACUCCAGAAACCAAAGAAGAGGUCCAGGAGGUUGUUGAAACCGAAGAAGAUACAGAGACGGUGUCACAGCUUUUCCAGAAACAAAAGUAUGAGCUUUUGGGCCAUAUCAACUUUGCCAUGAACGAAACAUCACUUUCACUUGACUUCAUUUCGCUUCUUAUGUCUGCGGUGAAACCAAACAUUACGAAAUCCACCAUUUCUCCACAUCUAAGUAAGAUUGCUCCUUUGGGAUCGUUGAAUUCAGACAGAUUGAACCAGGACGCUGAUGCCCAGGAACAAGAGAAGAACGAAAAACAAGCCAAAAGAUCCAAGGCUGAGAAUAUCGGUCUUGGCUGGAAAUACCAGUCUUUGAACCAUAUCAAGACGUUGUUUCAGUCGGCUGGAGAGCUGUUGCGUCAACAGGUGGAUAUCGAAAAGACGUAUUGGAAUAUGAUAAAUGAGGUGUUGAGCCACGACGAGGUUCUCUUUAGAGUGAGAGAUCCACUUACGGGAUCGCGUGCAAUUGGUGUGAAAUAUGGGUACGGUGACUCUGGACUGAGUUAUUUUGACCAGGGUUUGGCUGUUCUUCGAAAGGACGAUCAGACUGGUGAUCUCAGCUUUAGUCCUAUCAUGACAGGCAACCAUAAGCUCAGCAUCAAGUCCAACAAGUACACGCGAGUGAAGAUUCUCAGCAAGUUUGAUGACGAUUAUAUGUUGACUGGCCAAUCCGUCUUUGAAAAGAGUGUUUUGGAGGAUAAGAGCCCGUUUAGGGUCAUCAACGACAUUGAAAAAGCCAGGUACUUUCUCUUUGAAGACGAUCUCUUGUACCAUCUAAUAAGAGAAGCAAAGUAUCUUAUAAACUAUAACGUGUCGAUCAUUUCGAACAAGAUCGUUAUUGAGAUCCAUGAUCUGGUGAUCGAAAUAGAGUCUGUGAUCUUUGACGAGAAUAACGAGGAGGAACUCGAGAAUGCCUAUCAAAACAUCAACAAAGAGUCUUCCAAGAACAACGAAAAGGCUCAGGCUAUCUUGACAUUCCUUAAGCUCAUGUUGUGCUGCUACUACAAGUAUAAUCUCGAAUUGAAGCAAAAGAUCCCAACGUCUUUUACCAAAUGGAAACAGAACAACUCGCAUCCUUUGAUUCUUCGGCCGCUAAUUGGACAUAUCAGGCACGAAAUCAAUGUCAGGAACAUGCAUACCAUCAUCAACAAAAUCUACAAAAAGCUCGAUCCAGAGGAGUUCACCUAUGAGAUCAUUGAAGAUAAGUACCUCAACCUCAAGAAGACCGGUACUAUCAAGAAUCCGUUCCAGAAAGCAGUUGAAAAGCCUCUUUCGAAAUUCAAAAUCAUUCUACAAAAACUUAAAACCAAAGAGCAUCUCUUGGUUGAGCUUGACGUGACAGCAGGAGAUAUUUUCGUGAAUUUGGUCAUGAACUUGACCGUGUCUAAAUACGCGAACAUUGAUGACCUUCAGUUGAACCAACAGGGAGAGUUUGAACUGGACUGUGCUUAA
Molecule: messenger RNA, 1677 nt
Organism: Candidozyma haemuli
Lineage: Eukaryota; Fungi; Ascomycota; Pichiomycetes; Serinales; Metschnikowiaceae
Gene: MED17
Product: Med17p
Exons: 2
Coding region: 1-1677 (558 amino acids)
Biological process (GO): regulation of transcription by RNA polymerase II
Cellular component (GO): mediator complex; core mediator complex
Molecular function (GO): transcription coregulator activity
Source: RefSeq, a predicted model, not a curated record